Messenger RNA from Labrus mixtus (cuckoo wrasse), 3086 nucleotides. RefSeq names its product protein phosphatase 2 phosphatase activator (gene ptpa). Gene Ontology annotation, biological process: mitotic spindle organization. Gene Ontology annotation, cellular component: protein phosphatase type 2A complex; nucleus; cytoplasm. Gene Ontology annotation, molecular function: protein tyrosine phosphatase activator activity; peptidyl-prolyl cis-trans isomerase activity. The record is from RefSeq and is a predicted model, not a curated record. The transcript has 10 exons. Lineage: Eukaryota; Metazoa; Chordata; Actinopteri; Labriformes; Labridae. The coding region runs from base 81 to 1055 and encodes 324 amino acids.
ACAGCAGGUGGCAGUAAGGAGCCACGGAGGUUCGAAAUGUGGUUUUAAAAAACCCGCGAAGAAGAGCGUCAGCCGGAAACAUGGCGGAAACAGAGCAGCAGUCAGGAUCUGCUCCUGAGGAUGAAGCAGUCGAAGACACCGCUUGUGACGCCUACAUGAUACCCAAGAAAGAAAUCAGCAUGGUGCCUGACAUGGGGAAGUGGAAGAGAUCUCAGGCGUACGCUGACUACAUGGGCUUCAUUCUGACGCUGAACGAAGGUGUGAAGGGGAAGAAGCUCACGUGUGAAUAUAAAGUGUCAGAGACGAUAGAAAAGUUACUCGAGCUUUUGGAGACUCUGGAUCGAUGGAUAAACGAGACGCCUCCUGUGGACCAGCCGUCACGCUUUGGAAACAAGGCCUACAGAAGCUGGUACGCCAAGCUGGACCAGGAAGCAGACGCCUUGGUGGCAGCAAUCCUCCCCGCAGAGAAAUCUGCUGCAGCUCCGGAGAUCGCCGUCUACCUGAAGGAGUCUGUGGGGAACUCCACCAGGAUAGACUAUGGAACAGGUCAUGAAGCUGCUUUCGCUGCGUUCCUCUGCUGUCUCUGUAAGGUGGGAGCUCUCCGAAUAGACGAUCAGCUGGCUAUCGUUUUUAAAGUUUUUAACAGGUAUCUGUCAGUGAUGCGGAAGCUGCAGAGGACCUACAGGAUGGAACCUGCUGGAAGUCAAGGUGUGUGGGGACUGGACGACUUCCAGUUUCUGCCGUUUAUCUGGGGAAGCUCCCAGUUUGUAGAUCAUCCCACGGUGGAUCCUCGGCACUUUAUAGACGAGAGGGUGGUGAACGAGCAUCACCAGGACUACAUGUUCCUGGACUGCAUCAAGUUUAUCAAUGAGAUGAAGACGGGUCCGUUUGCCGAGCACUCCAACCAGCUGUGGAACAUCAGCGCUGUCCCGUCCUGGUCCAAAGUCAACCAGGGUCUGAUCAGAAUGUACAAGGCGGAGUGUUUGGAGAAGUUCCCCGUGAUCCAGCACUUCAAAUUCGGUAGCCUGCUCUCCAUCCAGCCAACGAAGCCUUGACACCCAUGACCCGCUCGCGAUGAUGAAAAGACCAAAAUCCCGACGACGGUUGGAACCAACAGUUUUCCCCUUCCUGCGACAUCCUCUCAUGCAAAUUCAACCGUAGCAGAAACCACCCACACGUAGUCCCUGACGCACACACACGCCCACAUGCACACACACAUGUGGUCUUCACAGCUUGUAGGUCCAUCCAUAACUUUAAUGCAGAGCAUGUCAUGGACGACCUUUGUGACCUUGGAGCAUCUCUAUAUUUUUGUCAGUAUAUUUAUAUAACGGAUAGAGUUUGAACCGGGCUCCUUUUUGAUGGAUGGACAGAUUAGAAGUGUGAUCAUUGAUGCUUGAAUUUACCUCAAAAGUUUGGAUCCUGAGCGGUUGAGUGAGGUGAUACAUGACUGUUUGACUUCUUUAAGAUCUUUUGCCAUAGUUUCUUCCUCUUAGUUUUUUUUGGUUUUUGCUUCCAACGCCAACUUUUGUUGUUGUAUUAACACCAGUAUUCAGAUGUUCCCCCUUCAGCCCAACGAACAGGAAGUGUUGGAUCUUUAAGGUUCGGUGAUGUACACUUUAUGUUUAUCCACCACACUUUCAUUAAAAGUCACAUUAACGACUUGUGUCCAAUGAGGAUGUUUGUUGAGCUGGCAGCGACCAACAUCUACGUUUCAGAGCACUUCUCAACAGCGCUCGUUGUUGCUAGGUUACGAAAGUGAAGUUAGUUUUAUUAGCUCUGUGUGCUUAACGUAUUCCUUAAUUCAAGGAAAUAUCAACCAAUGAAACAUGAAAACGAUGCAAAGGAAUCGUCAGCAGCAUCUAAAGCCCCGUUUCCACCAAGCGGUCCGGUUCAGUUUGGUAUAGUACCCAUUUAUUGGAGUUUCCACUGCCAAAAGUUGGGAAUGGUACCAAAAUAAGGGAUCUGUACCGUCCUACUUUUUUGGUACACUUCUGUUGGGGUGCCAAGUGUACCAAUCAGACCCUAAAGAGUUUGUCCUGUUCUUCUUCAUUGAACUAAAUUAAUAGCGGGCUACACUGUGUUGGUCUGCUAUGAUGUCACACUAUUAAAUAGCUGACGUGGCUAUAUCCAUCUGGCUUACACUCCGCUUACCAAACAAGGGUACGGUUGACUGUGGAAACGCAAGCAAGACCAGGGUUUACCGUACUGAACUGUACUGAUCCAAACCGGACCGCUUGGUGGAAGAAAAAAGUUCCCUUGAAAAGACGAGUCACAUAAGUUUCCCCUCCAGCAUUGUUGGUGACAAAGCUGAUAUCAGAAGUCCCGCCCCAAAUUGAUUUUGAUUGGUUGAUGAGGAGGAAGUGACAUUGAGGAGUGCGGCGCUAUUCCAAAAGGUGAAUAAGAUUAAGAUUUACUUUACUGAUCCCCACAAGGGGAAAUUCUGUUUUUACACUCUGUUUAUCAUGCAGCACACACAUGCACAAACAGGAUCCUGUGGACAUGCACUAAUGGAGAGAUGGGGCUGCCCACGGCAGGUGCUCCUGAGCUGGUGGUGGGGAGGGGGUUUGGUGCCGUGCUCAGGAGGUGAUCUGGCACCUCUCCAGCUACCAGACCAACUUCCAUAUUGGAUCCGCACCGGGACCUGAACCGGCGAUCCUCCGGCUCCCAACCCAAGUCCCUACAGACUGAGCUACUGAUCGCUUAAAACGCUGCCAGCGCAAAAAAACAUCCUUCAUGAACACGGGCCCUAAAAUCAACAAUCUCUGCUUGAAAUCUCUCUCAGAAGAUUUGGUUUCCCCCUCAGUCAGUCCAUGACAAUAUUCUACACCCACAUCAGGUUAGGUUACAUUUGAAUCGGCUUGUUACGGUGAAUAUCAUAAAACCAAUCGACCACACUUGCAGCUCUUGAAAAACUGUCGCUCCGGUUUGAGAGUGUUAAAUUCUGCUUCUGUUUCAGUCGGCAUGUUUUAAACAUCACGGCAUGUUGUGUUUUUUUUAUUUUUUUUAUUUGAUUGAUUGAAGAAAUGCUAUUUUUGUGUUUUUAUGUUGACCUGUCAAACCUGAUUUAAUAAAUUUUCCCGUUUUCA